UAGUAUUUUUAAAUCCUCCACGCUCUCUCCGGAGUGAUGCGGUCUGAUAUUUGUCGUUGCAGUGAACUGAGUACAGUAAGGAACCAGAAGACACAGGACUGCAUUUAACAGCUCCCACGUCCUCUGUGGAUUUUUAUUUGUGUACUGACAUGGCAAAAGGGAAGAAAAAUGUGCUGAGAGUCGACAAAAAGCCAGAGAACCCUGCUGAAGAUACAGUAACCUCACUGACGGAGACAAAGGAAAACAAGCCAGCAAAUAACAAGGGUUGUAAAGGUAACGUGCAGACAGUUCUCCCAAGUCUACGGACUCCAAGCAAGCCCAGGUCCCCUCUGAGUGACAGCUCAAGCACGCUCAUUCAGGAAGGAAAUGAUUCGGAUUCAACUAAACCAGAAAUGCCAAGACUGAAAAAAGGCUCAUCCAAUAAAAUGAAAGCUGAGGUAUCCAAAGUCCAGAAGGCUGAAAUGGCUUGUCAUAGUGAUGAAACAAGAGAAAAGGCCUCUGAGCAACCUGAGCAACCAAGCUCCACCUCGCAUACUGACGUCAGGUCUGCAACAGAUGGCAGUGUCCCAAAAUCCAAGUCUCGGGGCAGAAAUGGACACAAGCUGGGAGCAAAAAAGAUGGAGAGUAAAGCUCUUCAAAACAGAAAGGUCACUGACUACUUUCCCAUCAGGCGCAGUAACAGAAAAACAAAUGCAGAGUUAAAGAGUGAACAACACAAGCACCUCGAUGACCUGAUAAAGAAUGACAUUGAAGAAGGAAUGGAGGUCAAAAACAUAGACGGCAAGGGGAGAGGGGUAUUUGCUGUGAGUGGUUUCAAAAGGGGAGAUUUUGUCGUGGAGUAUCACGGAGACCUGCUGGACCUGGCUGAAGCUAAAAUCAGAGAGGCCCAGUACGCUGAGGAUCCUCAAACAGGCUGUUACAUGUACUACUUCCAGUAUCAAUCCAAAACUUACUGUGUUGAUGCCACAAAGGAAACGAGUCGGCUCGGUAGGCUGGUCAACCACUGUAAAACUGGAAACUGCCAGACGAGGCUUCACCCCAUCGAUGGAACGCCUCACCUGAUCUUGGUCGCCUCCAGAGACAUCAAUGCAGGCGAGGAGCUGCUUUACGAUUAUGGCGAUCGGAGUAAAGCCUCAAUCCUUGCUCACCCAUGGCUCAAACACUGAGACCUUGACUUUUUUUUUUUUUUUCCGUUAAUAUAUGAAUUUGUCCCGUCUGCUGUCCAGUUUCUUUAUGGAAAAAGAUGUGAUACUUGAAAUGUUUUAUUUUGUAUAGAUGCUCAAACUUCAGCUGGUGAAGUAUAUUUUUUUUAAUCAGGAUUUUAUAUCUUUAUGAAAUGUAGCAGUCAUUUUCUUUGAGAAGCAGGUUUGCACUGUGAACGGGGUUUCCUUUAGUAAUUGUCAUUCUAGCUUUUGUAAAUUAUUACAUGUGCUGUAAAUUGAGGAAUAAAGCGGUCUUCAUUCCUGCCGUGACAUGAUUGGUGGUGCAUUUGAUAACUACAUAAGGGACACAUCUACUAUCCUCCAGGUGGGACAA
Molecule: messenger RNA, 1536 nt
Organism: Pundamilia nyererei
Lineage: Eukaryota; Metazoa; Chordata; Actinopteri; Cichliformes; Cichlidae
Gene: kmt5ab
Product: lysine methyltransferase 5Ab
Exons: 8
Coding region: 150-1166 (338 amino acids)
Biological process (GO): regulation of DNA damage response, signal transduction by p53 class mediator; regulation of transcription by RNA polymerase II
Cellular component (GO): polytene chromosome; nucleus
Molecular function (GO): histone H4K20 methyltransferase activity; transcription regulator activity; protein binding
Source: RefSeq, a predicted model, not a curated record